Messenger RNA from Quercus lobata, 3123 nucleotides. RefSeq names its product Forkhead-associated (FHA) domain-containing protein. The coding region runs from base 321 to 2825 and encodes 834 amino acids. Gene Ontology annotation, biological process: positive regulation of transcription by RNA polymerase II. The transcript has 8 exons. The record is from RefSeq and is a predicted model, not a curated record. Gene Ontology annotation, molecular function: protein binding; G-quadruplex RNA binding. Gene Ontology annotation, cellular component: NSL complex; MLL1 complex; Ino80 complex. NCBI's taxonomy places the organism in Eukaryota, Viridiplantae, Streptophyta, Magnoliopsida, Fagales, Fagaceae.
GAGAGAGGUUUUAAAGAUGGGAGCUCUUGCUCCGGUGUCUACAUGGAACCCUGAAGAUGACCUUUUGCUUAAGAACGCUGUUGAGGUUCCCAAAUGUCUGAUACAAUCUCCGUGGAGGGGAGCACAAUGUUUUGCACUUUCAAAUGUGGUAAUACAAGCUUUUUAUAGGAUCUCCCUGGAAAUAAAAGGCUGGUGCUUCUUUGGAAUCACUUGCUAAAGGUGCAGUGCAAUUUUCUCGAAGAUUUACUGUUCGAGAACUGCAAGAUCGGUGGCAUUCUCUCCUUUAUGAUCCAGUUAUUUCUGCAGAAGCUUCCCCUCACAUGAUUGCGAUUGAGCGUUCUGGUUCAACUCUUCCAUCAAAAUUGAAUAGAUUUGGCAACUCAAAAGAAAACAAAUCGGUUUGUGGGAAGAGAAAGGCUGACAGUGUCCGUAGUUAUUACUAUGCUCUGCUCAAAAGAUUAUGCAAUGAUCCACUUAAUUCCAUGGAUCUAAGUUUUUUUGUUGCACCUGGUGAUUGCAAUUACAUUGCAAAUGGAAAUGAGCCUUUACCUGGAGAUUGCAUGCCUGGUGAUACCAUGCCAAAUCAUUGCGGACUUGAAGGGUCGAAUAUGGAUAUUAUGCAUCAUGUUUUUCCACAAAAUCUGAUGGAUGGUGGCGCUGCUACUGCUGAUACUGCUGCUAAUGGCCAUGACUUUCAUCCAGGACUCCAGCUACCAGGUGAAGAAGAUUUUUAUAUUGAGCAAGAUAACAUACACAACGAAAUUCCUCAUCCUUUUGAAGAAAAUCUACCUUUUACUGUGAAUGGCUCUGUGUUUGAGGAAUACGUUCAACCAAAACAAUUGCUGGCACACAGCAUGUUGGAAGCUGAUGAUUUAGGUUUGGAACCUUCAUCUACAUUUGAUCAAAUUAAUAAUGAUCCAGGACAUAUCUGCUCGGAAUUUGAAGGUAAUCAGGUGUUCAGUUCACCUAUGUCAGAGUGUGGUGCAUCAUUUCACAACUUGGAAUUUUCAUCUCCACUUCAUGAAAUGUCUAUAUGGGGACCAGUUGAGGGCCUUGCAGCAUCAUCUAUGCCUGAUGUUGGCCUUGGAGAAAAAGAUCUGCACACUGGAGAUAGGUUUGAACUUCUUGAUGAUGAUUUUGGUAAGAAUGCAACAACAUCAGGGUAUGAUGUUCACUCAGAUUUCAAGUUGGGAAGUGAAAUGCCUUGUGAUGGUUUGAGAAGUCCAACUGCUAGUGCAGAAGGAUAUUUGGCAGAACUGUCUAAUUCUCUCUUGAAUUUUACAAAUGAGGAAGAACUCUUGGCCAUGGGUGAUGGAAAAGAAGCUAUUGAUAAAUCUUACUAUGAUGGCCUUAGUUCACUUUUGUCGAAUUCCCAGAAUGAUGUAUGUCAAAAUCACAUACCCAGUAUAACUGAACCAGAGACAUCAGUAGCUCUAGAUACAGAUAUCAAGAAACCACCUAUUGCAUGUUCUGGAGAGUUAGAGGAGAACAGGGGGCCUCACUACGAUGAUGGCUGUAUAGCUCAUGUUUCAGGGACCCAAAUGCUAUCAUCUUUAUCACAUUCAAAUCCUCAGUUUCCUGAUCUGUGUGACAAAGAAGUUAUUUGCUGUACAUUGAACACUGAGGAUCCAGAUAUUCCAUGCAAUGAUGAUUUUAUCCCACCAAAACAAUUUUCCCCAUCGUCUGUUUCCUUUGUAUCACAAAAUAAAUUUCAAGAAGCUAAUAAUCCAAAUUCUUCAACUAUUAAUGAUAUCUUAGUUAAUCAAAGAGCUCGAGAAAGAGGCGUUCUGAUGAAGAGAGAAGGAAAAAACCUUGGAGAGUGUCAUGUGUCUUCUAAGAACAUAGGCCCACAUGUGUUGCCUGAACCCAGUGUGAACCAUCCAAUUGGUGGCUCUGGGGUUAAGUUUGAGUUACCGAAUAGUGAUUCCCCACUUGUGGCGUCUAAGGGUGUAGGUAUUGCUUAUGGUGGUACAGAUCAACUUAAUUCAGCUAGUCUGAGCACUGAUGCUUUGAAGGAAGAAACUAAAGGAGUUUCACCAGUAAAACAUCUCAGUCAUAACCAAAUGGAUUCAUUUAUAAAGAAGCCAGCUCUUGUUUGUGAUAGCUUUAAAGGCUGUACCCAGACAAAUGCUAGUGGCAUUAAACUGGAACUAGAUGUACCAGCUAUGAUUCAAGAUUAUCAAUCAACACAUGCAGAAGUAGCAUCUGUAGAUAUUGUUAUGUCAGAACCUGUAGUAAAACCUACGACAUCAGAUCAGGAAGAGGCACCUGUUGAGAGUGAUGAUGAUGUACCUCAUUAUUCAGAUAUUGAGGCAAUGAUACUUGAUAUGGACUUGGAUCCGGAGGACCAGGAUCUAUUUUCUAAUGAGGAAGUUUUAAGAUAUCAGAAUGAGGAAACUAAGAGGGCAAUCAUACGGCUGGAGCAGGGUGCUCAUUCUUAUAUGCAAAGAGCCAUUGCAUCUCAUGGAGCAUUUGCCGUUUUGUAUGGUCGCCAUUCAAAGCAUUAUAUUAAAAAACCUGAGGUUUUACUUGGUAGAGCAACUGAAGACAUCAUUGUCGACAUUGACUUGGGAAGGGAAGGGCGUGCUAAUAAAAUAUCUCGACGGCAGGCUAUUAUAGAGAUGGACAAACGUGGAUCGUUCUGUCUGAAAAAUCUUGGCAAGUGUUCAAUUUCAGUGAACAACAAGGAAGUAGGCCCUGGUCAGAGUCUAAGCCUUAUUUCUAGCUGUUUGAUUGAGAUACGAGGAAUGCCAUUCGUAUUUGAGACGAGCCAAACUUGUGUGAAGCAGUAUUUGGAUAACAUCACCAAGAACAACCAAUUGUAGAAGCACCUAAUGUGAAUUGUAGCUGAGGUGCUGUGACCAAAAAUCGCAUCAGAAGGUGCUCAUUUUUGCCGCGCUUUCUGGGUUCUUUGGGGAAGCUAUAUCAAGUCUGUUGUAUGUAACUAAUUACUGUGAAGUGAACUGUCUUGUUUUUAUUUUUAGGUUACAAAGCACUUUCAAAAUGUUUUUAAUCUGUAUGUAACACCCCCCAAAAACAAACAAAAACAAAAAAUCAUAGGGUAUAUUGGUAAUUAUUGCUUCAUCCACAAUAUAUUUUUGGCGAAAAUAUACUUUUUGGUCU